This is a messenger RNA of Poecilia latipinna (sailfin molly), 492 nucleotides long. Its product is annotated as probable G-protein coupled receptor 21. Gene Ontology annotation, biological process: detection of chemical stimulus involved in sensory perception of smell; G protein-coupled receptor signaling pathway. The annotation marks the transcript as partial. The transcript is spliced from 2 exons. Gene Ontology annotation, molecular function: olfactory receptor activity; G protein-coupled receptor activity; odorant binding. The record is from RefSeq and is a predicted model, not a curated record. Gene Ontology annotation, cellular component: membrane. NCBI's taxonomy places the organism in Eukaryota, Metazoa, Chordata, Actinopteri, Cyprinodontiformes, Poeciliidae.
AUGAAUGUGUCUGCUGCCAAUGUGACAGUGGCUAUACAAUAUGGAGAUUCUUUCUCCAAGGCUUUGAUUAAGAACCUCAUUGUUGUGGCCCUCAGUAUCUUCAUCAACUACAUCAAUGCAGGACUCAUUUAUACCUUCUCUAAACACCAGAUCUUCAACACAAAUCCCCGGUACAUCCUGUUUGUUCACUUGGUGAUCAAUGACAUGAUCCAAGUAACGCUGACUGUCGCACUUUUCAUCAUUAGCUACAUCUUCUUCUGGAUGCCGAUGACUGUUUGUUACUUCUUUAUACUGAUUGCUAUCUUCACUACUGAAAACACCCCGCUGAACCUGGCCUGCAUGGCAGUGGAGUGCUACAUCGCCAUCUGGAUGCCCCUCCGUCACGCUCAGAUCUGCACAGUUAAAAAAACACGGCUGCUGAUUCUUUUAAUCUGGGCCACCAGCUUGGUGUCUGUUCUCCCUGAUCUCUUCAUGACUUUGGCUACGGAGUCA